Messenger RNA from Panonychus citri (citrus red mite), 1188 nucleotides. Its product is annotated as gamma-glutamyl hydrolase A-like. The transcript is spliced from 2 exons. Gene Ontology annotation, molecular function: gamma-glutamyl-peptidase activity. Gene Ontology annotation, biological process: tetrahydrofolylpolyglutamate metabolic process. Lineage: Eukaryota; Metazoa; Arthropoda; Arachnida; Trombidiformes; Tetranychidae. The record is from RefSeq and is a predicted model, not a curated record. Gene Ontology annotation, cellular component: vacuole. The coding region runs from base 60 to 1070 and encodes 336 amino acids.
AAAUCAAUUUAAUUUUGUGAGUGUUAAUAUAUUUACGGGUUCAUUUUAACCAAACCAUCAUGUCAAUCAUAUCAUCAAUUAUAUUGAUCGUUUUAUUAUUCAAUCAUCAUCAGAAUUUAGCCUCUGGACAAUCAAUCAAAUUUUCUGAUGAUAAUCAUCAUUUUAAUCAACGUCCAGUGAUCGGUAUACUAACAAUGCCCAUUGAAGAUUCUGGUAACCGGACAUCGCCCUCUAACUUUCCCUCCAGUUAUGUUAAAUUCAUCGAGUCCGCCGGUGGACGAGUGAUUCCGGUCCUGGUGGGUAAAGAUGAAGAUUAUUAUGCCAAGAUGAUCAAUAUAACCUCUGGGAUGCUGUUAACCGGUGGGUCAAUUGAUUUAACUGAUUCAGUUUAUACUCAAUCGGCUUAUCUCAUUUGGAAAAUUACCUUGAAAAUCAAUGAUAAUGAUCAGUAUUAUCCCUUGUUGGGAAUUUGUCAAGGAUUUGAGUUUUUCCUCUACGCUGCCAAUGGAUUAGCAGAGUGGCCGUUAAUCAAAUGUGAGGCUGAAAAUUUAGUCGAACGAUUAACCUUCAUGGUAAAUGAGACUCAAAUCAAACAAUCUAAAAUGUUUCAAUGGGCUUCUGAUCAGAUAAUCAAGACUCUCAGCAAUAAAAGGGUAACUUAUAAUGCUCAUAGUUGGUGUUUACCUGUGAGUCCAGUUUCUGGUCAGUUUUUCCCUCGAAUUGGUGAUUUUUUCAGAACAUUGGCAAAAAGUAUUGACUCUAAUGGAAUAGAAUUUAUUUCACUAAUUGAAUCAGUUGAUUAUCCAAUUUAUGGGCUUCAAUUUCAUCCGGAAAAACCAGCAUUCGAACCGGUCAUCUCACCUGAUAGGUCAAACACCCCACAUUCACUUGAUGCCGUUUUAAUUGGUCAAUUUUUCGCAAAUCUUUUCAUCAGUGAGGCCAGAAAAAGUGUCCAUCGCUUUCCCGACGAUAAUUAUAAUUAUCGGAAACAAUUAAUUUAUAAUUAUUGUCCACAAUAUACUGCUCUUAACGCCAGUUAUGAUAACGAACAGGUCUAUUAUUUCAAUUAGUUAAUUGUUAUCAUCAUUAAUCAUUGCGAUAUCUUUAUCGCAACAGAGACAUUGAAAUUUAAUCUUAAUUAUAUGUUACAAUUAAUUUAAAUGUAUCAAUUUAAUUUUGUUAAUUAGU